CCGAGCUCUCUUCUACCAUUACCACCUACAACGUUCAACUCUCAGGGAUAUUGUCGUUCUGAAAGGCAUUUCGACGCUGCAUUAUGUCUGAUUCACCUGCACCCGUGGCAUCUCCCAUUUCUUACGAUGCUCUGCGUGAGGCUGCAGAGAGGCGUGCUCAACAGCAGUCCAAUCAGCCUUCUGCCGCCCAAUUAGCUGCUGAACAUGAAAGGCGACAAACGUUCAGGCGGCUACUUGAUCCUGGAAUUACUCGUCCUAAUUCGAAAGAGCAAGCAUUGGCUUCAAUGAAAACGCUCUUGAUGAUCUCCGAAAACCUUCUACGUGAACCCGAAAAUCCUAAGUUCCAACAAUUCAAGCCGACAAAUGGUAUCAUCAAGCGGAAUCUUAUAGAUCCGAAAGGAGCUUUGGAGUAUGCUAUCGAGCUCGGAUUUCGUCCGGAAGUGAAGAAUUUUCAGCCUUUCUAUACCUUCCAUCCUCGCCACAUGGACAGUUUGCGUAUCGGCUCCGCUAUCCUCAAGGAAGCGUUUGAUCUCGAGACAGAGAAGCAAGAGCGCGCUGCUCUGGCCAGGAAAGAGGAGAAGGCUGUGGCUGCAGCCGCUGCCAACAAGGUUAAACUCGCAUUCAUGGACGACCGAAAAUCCAAGAUAGAAGCCGAUCGGCGGGAGAAAGCACUUCGGGAAGCUCGUCUAGCUGCAGCCGCUGCCAGAGGGUCAGAACCAAGCACGUCGCCUGAGCCUGAACGGUUGAGACACGUUAUGCCGGGAUCUGGCCAUGUCCUAGGCUUGGACAUGCCGCCUGAGGGUGAUCGUGCAGAGGAUUCUGAGGAAGACUGAGUGAAGCCUCAGUUAAUAUGUAACGUUCGAACGAUGU
This is a messenger RNA of Desarmillaria tabescens, 870 nucleotides long. RefSeq lists its product as uncharacterized. NCBI's taxonomy places the organism in Eukaryota, Fungi, Basidiomycota, Agaricomycetes, Agaricales, Physalacriaceae. Bases 84 to 833 code for a protein of 249 amino acids. The record is from RefSeq and is a predicted model, not a curated record. The transcript is spliced from 6 exons.